AAAAGCUACUCCCAACGACACCCGGACGCUUUUGUCUUCAUUCUACAUGGUAAAAUAAAUUUUAUUCGAUAGCCGUUCAUGUACAUGAAAAUCCAUGUGCUUCAACCAAUUAGAUCACCUACCGCUUUUUGUAAUCGUCUAUUUCUAUGUCUCCAUUCCAUUGAAGCAAUUCAACCCGCAACCCUGCCACCCGCCUUCUUUUCAACCCAAAAUCCGCCGUCCCUAAAAACGAUGGCUUCAUCCAUACCUGCGCUCUGCGAAGAAGUCAAAGGUCUUCUUCCCAGCGACCUAAGAGAGGAUAGAUGGUAUCUACUCACGGUCUCUGCUCUAGUAGCUUCUGGCAAGCCGACCGAAGUAGGAAAGGUAUACGAGUACUUAGUAGACACGGAAUAUCCCAACCUUACUCUGGAGCAAGAGCGCAGAAUAGCUUCCCGGUUCAGUGACCUUCUCAUGAAGGAAUGGACGCUUGUCGGUAUCCCGAGUGUGUUGAUGGCUAUAUCAUCGCUCGCAAGGGUGGAGAAAUUCUUAUCAGCUACGAAUACGGGGCUGGGGGAGAAGAGGAUAAACAUUGACCUAGAGAAGGACAUCACGGAACGCGGUACAAAAUUUAUUCAGCUCCUCUACAAGCAGAACCUCGAGCCUAUAUUCGACACGUGGGGGUCAUACAAGGAAGAAUUCGCCUGGCUGGAGAAGAGUGUGAUCUAUGGGCUCUUUCUGGCUGACCAGACGGUACUAUCUCAAGUGGAAACGCUGCUAGUUACGCUACCCUCGAUAAUGUGCCAGGGCUGGCCAGGUCCGGCACUGUGGCAUCUCCGUGGCCUAAGGAGGCUUGGCCAAAGCGUGGAGGACGUUGAAAAAGUGCAACAAGCGGUAGAGGCUGUUGCCGUUUGGUCUGGGAAGUCAAUCGAGGGCUGGCCAAGGGUCACAGAUGUUAAGGAUGAGAUAUAGGAUUAUCCUUUCUUCUUUGGACACUUGAUUCUUCUCUCUGGACGCAACCGGAAUCAUGCGCGAUUUCAGUUAUAUAUAUAUACAGAUUUGGGGUGGAGCAUCGGUUCACGAUGCUGAUAUCUCAGUUAUAAAUACACGGUCGGAAAUGCGGCUCGCUUGUGUAUAGGAGCGUGGGUUUCCGCCGCCGUCAUCACUCCCAUGCUUAGAUGACGUGGUCUGCUUUCUGCUUUUGCUGUAAUGCUUAAACUAGCGGUUUAUACUGUGAAAAGAGUAAACAUGUUUAGUUUAGCCAACCCAUACAUUUCGAAUUGAUCCUUGUCCGGAAAGGACACAGUUUUCCGGCCUCCACGUAGUGACAAGGCCUCAUUCGGCCUGAUAAGAGGCGUGGUUUCUAACGCCCGUGUUAACGCCAUUGUAUUCCAAAUAUUUUCGUCGCAGUUUUCUUCGCGGAAUUUUUAGUUGCCUCAGCGUUCUCGAGGUAAUAUCGUUGAUGGCCUUUACUUAGUUAGGGAAAUUGUUCCAUUUUUGGUCGAGUAAUGAUUCUGGCAUACCUUUAACAUCCAGGGCCAGGAUAUUGUAUUCAAAUUCGUUUGUUUGAGGGUUCUUUAUCAGAUGUACGCUCACAACCCCGUCGUUGCGUGGACCACUGACCUAGAAGUAGAAAAAGAAUGGUUAGAACAUGCGAUCUUGCCAAGGGAAGGAAUAACCUAAUUCUCACAUUGAAGUUCAUUCUCAUGUGCUCCCGGCCAAUUCGGUCCUUUUCCACGGUGGUUCUAUAAUGACGGUUUAGUCACCUAAUAGCAAAGUGUUUCCAGUUCGAGCUCACUCACGCUAUAGGCCUAUUUCUA
Messenger RNA from Blastomyces dermatitidis ER-3, 1796 nucleotides. RefSeq lists its product as uncharacterized. The record is from RefSeq and is a predicted model, not a curated record. NCBI's taxonomy places the organism in Eukaryota, Fungi, Ascomycota, Eurotiomycetes, Onygenales, Ajellomycetaceae. The transcript is spliced from 3 exons. The coding region runs from base 79 to 948 and encodes 289 amino acids.